AUGGUUGAAACCGAGAAAAUUGGAAAAAGAAGGGAGGAGAAAGGGGAAGAGAGGGAUAGUAUUAUAGGAGGCAGCGCCCACAAGACGUUCCGUCUCAAGAGAACUCUUGCCAAGAAGCAAAGACAAAACAGACCAAUCCCACAAUGGUUCCGUCUCAAGUCUGACACCAACAUCCAAUACAACGCUAAACGUCGUCACUGGCGCCGUACUAAGCUCCACAUUUAA
Molecule: messenger RNA, 225 nt
Organism: Wallemia ichthyophaga EXF-994
Lineage: Eukaryota; Fungi; Basidiomycota; Wallemiomycetes; Wallemiales; Wallemiaceae
Product: 60S ribosomal protein L39
Exons: 4
Coding region: 1-225 (74 amino acids)
Biological process (GO): translation
Cellular component (GO): cytosolic large ribosomal subunit; ribosome
Molecular function (GO): structural constituent of ribosome
Source: RefSeq, a predicted model, not a curated record